UGUUUUUUAUUCUUCGUUUGCUUUCAACGAGUGGUUGAAGCUGCUUUUUCCCCCAGAGAAAUACUAAAGGUUUUGAGUGUUCAUUUGCUUAGGAAGUUCUAUUGAUCCACAAGGCAUUUGUUCCGAUGGAGAUUGAUCCAUAGAUAGAGUUGCUUGAUAGAGCAUGAACUCUCCAUCAACCGAACUUACGAGAAGUAUGGCGAUAUAUGAGCAAUUCCACCACAUAGCCAGGUGGGGAGACGCCUUCGUCGUCGACAAUAGUCCGAAUACUGGAUCAUCGACAAUUAUGCCGGCAGAUGUCGGGCUAAAGAACAAGGCUGAAUAUAUAUCUUAUGAGCAAGUUGAACCUUCCAUAAGUGAUCAAGAGACAAACAAACCCACCGAUAAGAUACAGAGACGUCUGGCACAGAAUCGCGAAGCUGCUCGGAAAAGCCGCUUGCGGAAAAAGGCCUAUGUUCAACAACUAGAAUCGAGUCGUUUGAAACUAGCUCAAUUGGAGCAGGAGCUGGAAAGAACUAGGCAGCAGGGUCUAUGCAUAAGCGGUGCACCGGAUGCCGGUUGUUUUGGAUUGCCUGGAACUGUAAAAUCAGGGAUUACUGCAUUCGAGAUGGAGUACAUGCACUGGGUUGAAGAGCAAAAUAGGCAGAUUUGUGAACUUCGAACCGCACUCCAGGCUCACGUUUCGGAUAUAGAGCUUCGUAUACUGGUAGAAAGUGGCUUGAACCACUAUUGUAAUCUGUUCCGAAUGAAGGCAGACGCUGCAAAGGCGGAUGUCUUCUAUCUGAUCUCAGGCACUUGGAGAACUUCAGCCGAGCGUUUUUUCCACUGGAUCGGAGGAUUCCGCCCAUCGGAGAUUCUAAACGUUGUGGUGCCACAAAUUGAGCCAUUGACCGAUCAACAACAUUUGGAGGUUUGUAAUCUUCGACAAUCAUCUCAGCAAGCCGAAGAUGCUCUUUCCCGAGGAGUAGAUAAACUGCAGCAGAGUUUGGCCGAGGGCAUGGCGUCCGAUUUGUGCUCGGUAAACUACAGCGCUCAGAUGGUUGAUGCAAUAGAUAAGUUGGAAGCCCUAGAGAACUUUGUAAAUCAGGCAGACCACCUUCGCCAGCAGACAUUGCAACAGAUGGUUCGAAUCCUGACGACAAGUCAAGCAGCUCGAGGUUUUCUUGCCAUGGGGGAAUACUUUCAUCGUCUACGUGCUUUGAGUUCGCUUUGGGCUGCUCGUCCGCGAGAAUCCGGCUACUUUAGAUAACCAUCAAAAUAUGUGUAGGCUGUAUGCACCACAGGUUUGUUCCUCAACUGGUAAGGAAAUGGAUUUUUGGAGGUCUUGGUUUGUGGAGUAAGAACUACACGAUAUAUAUAUAUAUAUAUAUAUACUUUUAGCUGUUCAAAGGAACUUCUUGGGCAUAAAAUGUGUAAAUAUGAAUCUUUGAGCUGUAUAUCAAGAAGAAUUUUGGGUGAUUAAAU
Messenger RNA from Hibiscus syriacus, 1464 nucleotides. RefSeq names its product transcription factor TGA3-like. Gene Ontology annotation, biological process: DNA-templated transcription; regulation of DNA-templated transcription. The coding region runs from base 164 to 1249 and encodes 361 amino acids. Gene Ontology annotation, molecular function: DNA-binding transcription factor activity; sequence-specific DNA binding. The transcript has 10 exons. The record is from RefSeq and is a predicted model, not a curated record. NCBI's taxonomy places the organism in Eukaryota, Viridiplantae, Streptophyta, Magnoliopsida, Malvales, Malvaceae.